CUCUCUCUCUCUCUCCAGGGAUAGUUUAACAGGCUGUAGUGGAAGUUAUUGGGGUUUUCAAGGUUCCAGGGAUAGUUUAACAGGCUGUAGUGGAAGUUAUUGGGGUUUUCAAGGUUCCAGGGAUAGUUUAACAGGCUGUAGUGGAAGUUAUUGGGGUUUUUAAGGUUCCAGGGAUAGUUUAACAGGCUGUAGUGGAAGUUAUUGGGGUUUUUAAGGUUCCAGGGAUAGUUUAAUAGGCUGUAGUGGAAGUUAUUGGGGUUUUUAAGGUUCCAGGGAUAGUUUAACAGGCUGUAGUGGAAGUUACUGGCAUUUUCAAGGUUCCAGGGAUAGUUUAACAGACUGUAGUGGAAGUUAUUGGGGUUUUCAAGGCUCCAGGGAUAGUUUAACAGGCUGUAGUGGAAGUUAUUGGCGUUUAAAAUUUUUUUUCUCAAAUGUAAACGCUUUCUUUAUUUUCUCUUCUGUGUGUGUGUGUGUGUGUGUGUGUGUGUGUGUAUGUGUGGUGAGGAAGCAAGGCAAUGAUGAUGAUGAUAAUAGUGACAAGAACAGUAGAAGAAGUGACAAUACCAACAAGAACAACAACAACAACAACAACAGUAGUAUAUUAACAAGAAUGAAAAUAUUAAGUUGAAAAAAUUAACAGAACCAAAGAGUAACUGAUAGAAAGCAUGCAGGAAAAAAGGACAAGAUCAAGAUUAACAAAGAUAACAAUAACAUGAUGCAAGUGAUACUGACUGAGUUAGGGCAUGAUAGGAAUGAAAGAGUGGAGAAGACAGGAAAGGAAUGGAUGGUGUUGUUGCUGGGACUGGGUAGAGAGGCGAAUGAAAGGAUGAUUGAGGCGGUGAAAGAGUUUCUGGAGAGAAUGUGGCGUGCCAGGUGUAUGAACAAUUAGGAUAGAGGAUGCUGUUCGUUUCUCUUUUUUUUUUUUUUUCCCCCUUUCUACAGGAGUUGCCGAUCCAAAGGCCUGGCUCAGGAGUGAUCCUCUGCCACCUGUACCAUCAAGAUCAAGAUCGAGAUAACAAUGGGCCCCCUCCGCUCCGAGUGUGUACAAGUGGCUUUGCCUUGCUCUCUGAGUUUUCUCUGAGUUUUGUGGUUUGUUUCUCUUGCCUGUGUGCUGAAAUACCCUGAAAAUGGUGAUGAGCGCGUGUGGUUCAUGCGAGGAGAGUGUGGCGAACAGGCAAAGGGCUGUGGCAUGCGAGAGAUGCAUGACCUGGUUCCAUGUAGCCUGUGUGGGCAUGAGGGAGGCCAACAUGAAGGCGCUGGGAUUCGAGCUUCUGGUGUUCCUCUGCAGGGAAUGCCUGAGCAAGAGCCUCAAUGAAUUGAGGAACCAGGAUGAAGAAAAAGAAGAGAGUGGAGCAGAGCACCCAGACAGAAAACCUGAUGAAAGAGGCAGAAGCACAGACGACGAAGACUGAAGAAAGAAAAGACCAGCAAGAAGUGGUGGAAGUGGCCAGAACAGACAGACGCCCAAGGAAGAAGAGAAUGGUAAUCAAGAAAGCCCCACUACGUGUCAUUGGAGACAGCAUGGUAAGGAAGACUCCCGACUUUGUGAGAAGGGAAAUUGAGUGCACCAGCAUGGGAGGUGCUAAGAUUCAAGACGUCAAGAGGAAAGUCAAGGAAGAAGUGCAAGAAAUGGAAGAGAGAAGCCUGCUAGUUGUCCAAGGAGGAGGCAACAACUUAGUAGAGGCAAGUGCUGAAGACACAGUAAAGGAAGUGAUAGAAGCAGUGAGGGCAGCAGAAGAGAAGAUGUGUGUGGCUGUGGUGGGGGUCCUGCAGCGCCCACGGGAAGGAGUGCAGCAUGAGAGGGUCAGAAGAGAAACGAACCGCAAGAUAUGCAUGGAACUCAUGAAGGUCAAGAUGGAAUGGAUGACAGAGAAGAAGGGCAACGUGAGCUUCCUGGACAUGGAUGGGAUCCUUGACCAGGACAAAUUCUUCGGGAGAGACGGGGUCCACCUCAACCACAACGUGAAUGAGAGGCUAGGACGUCGACUGGCCGAGUGGAUGAGGGCGAGGCAGGUGUGUUGUGUGGACGACGCAUGACGAGGAGGACCCACUGAUGUCAGCAAACAUGAAAGAAAAGAGACUAACCAGGCACCGAGAGAGGACUGGAACGGGUGGAGCCUAUUUUGAAGUUCCACGUGGGAUCAACUCUCCUCCACUGGGCGGCAUCGAAGGGUUACGAUGACCUGGUGGUUGACCUCCUUGUUCGGGGCUUGUCUGUG
Molecule: messenger RNA, 2219 nt
Organism: Scylla paramamosain (green mud crab)
Lineage: Eukaryota; Metazoa; Arthropoda; Malacostraca; Decapoda; Portunidae
Exons: 2
Coding region: 1330-2037 (235 amino acids)
Source: RefSeq, a predicted model, not a curated record